Messenger RNA from Schistosoma rodhaini, 474 nucleotides. Lineage: Eukaryota; Metazoa; Platyhelminthes; Trematoda; Strigeidida; Schistosomatidae. The record is from the annotation of a GenBank genome assembly.
AUGUUGUUGUUGUUUUUUUCAUCAUCAUCAUCAUCAUCAUCAUCAUCAUCAUCAUCAUCAUCAUCAUCAUCAUCAUCAUCAUCAUCAUCAUCAUCAUCAUCAUCAUCAUCAUCAUCAUCAUCAUCAUCAUCAUCAUCAUCAUCAUCAUCAUCAUCAUCAUCAUCAUCAUCAUCAUCAUCAUCAUCAUCAUCAUCAUCAUCAUCAUCAUCAUCAUCAUCAUCAUCAUCAUCAUCAUCAUCAUCAUCAUCAUCAUCAUCAUCAUCAUCAUCAUCAUCAUCAUCAUCAUCAUCAUCAUCAUCAUCAUCAUCAUCAUCAUCAUCAUCAUCAUCAUCAUCAUCAUCAUCAUCAUCAUCAUCAUCAUCAUCAUCAUCAUCAUCAUCAUCAUCAUCAUCAUCAUCAUCAUCAUCAUCUCCAUCAUCAUUACAAUCAUUGUUGUUGUUGUUGUUUUGGUUGAAAUGUUCUAUUUGGUCAUGA